AAAUUCUGGGGGAGUUUUGACAGGUGUGGCUGCUCCGUCGGUUCCUGUUGCUAACGUGGUGGAAUGCUGAAUUUAAUGUUACUUUAAGAUUUGAUGUCUUUAAAGCUACGUGCAUCAAGACCCUAAGAUAUCUCACAGAGCCAGACACGAUGGAGACCUCAGUGGUGAACCUGUACGACAAGUUCCUGAGUCAUGUGGACAGUCUCAGCGAAGGCGUCGAACCACAAUUUAUCCAGAUGGCGACCAGCUUUGAGGCGUGCCGUAAAAAGUGGCUCCAAGCGGACGAGGCGCUGGGCUCCUGUAAGGAGGUGCUGGCCAAAGCCGAGACGGACAGGGGGUCGUUGGAGGUCAAGCUGAAGCACGCUCGCAACCAGGUGGAUGUGGAGAUCCGGAGGCGGCAGAAAGCUGAGGCUGAGUACGAAAAGCUGGAGCGUCAGCUGCAGCUGAUUCGGGACCUGUUGAUCUCGGAGACCCACAGCAGCAGUGUCCACUUGAGUGAGGAGCAGAGGAAUGCCCUUGCCUUCCUCAGCGCCCACUCCCAGGCGGCCCAGUCCGCCAAGGGCAACGUCAACACCAGCCACAGGUUAACCACCAUUGAUGAAUCAGCCUCCAUGCUGUCAGACAUUAGCUAUGACCAAACGGAUGACUCUCUGGACUGGGACUCCUCUGUCGUCAGGACUGUGAAGCUGAGGAAACGCCAGAAAAGGCGGUCCUCCAGACAACUCCUAGAUCCUGUGAAGAGACCUCGCUCGUCAGGGCGCAGAGACCCAGACAGGGUGAACGAGUCAGUGGUAACCAAGACGACCAUCACUGUCUCUGCUAAUGGUGGCCCCAUGGAGGCCGUCUCCACCAUUGAGACGGUGCCCUACUACACCCGUAACCGAAAGAAGAGUGCUGCUGCUCCAGUAUGGACGGAUACCACUACCGACCAAUCCGAGACCACCAGCGAUGCACCCAGUAUGCCGUUCACCGAGGCCCCACCCACUCCAAGAACCCCCAGGAACAACACCGCUUCCGGGAAGAAACAUAACUUUGUUCCCAAAACGGUCAUCAGGUCAGAGUACUGCCAGCCUUGUGGGAGAAGGACCAAGUUUGGGAAGGUCUAUCUCCGGUGCCAAGAGUGUAGGGUGGUCACCCAUCCAGAGUGUCGGGAGCAGUGCCUCCUGCCAUGCAACCCCAUCGCCUUUAGCACCCCCCUGAGGACCACAGAGGUGACACUGGCUGACUUUGCCCCCAGCACCUCCCCCAUGGUGCCCGUCCUGGUGGUCUACUGCAUCAAAGAGAUCGAACGCAGGGGACUCAAUGAGGUGGGCCUGUACCGUCUCUCCGGCUCCGACCGCCAGGUGAAGGAGCUGAAGGAGAAGCUGCUGAGAGGCAAGACCCUACCGGCCCUCAGUAAGGUGGAGGACAUCAACGUGAUCACAGGCGUCCUCAAGGACUUCCUCAGGAACCUCACGCAGCCGCUGCUCACCUUCCACCUCAACAAGGCCUUCAUGGAGGCUGCAGAAAUCCAGGAUGAGGACAACAGCCUUGCUAUGGUGUACCAGGCCGUCAGUGAGCUUCCCAGCCCCAACCGAGACACCCUGGCCUGCCUGAUGAUCCAUCUGCAGAAAGUGUCCCAGUGCCCGGAGAACAAGAUGGACGUGAACAAUCUGUCUCGGGUGUUUGGCCCCACCCUGGUGGGCCAUGCCCUGGCGGAGCCCGACCCCAUGACCAUCCUGCAGGACACCAGCCGGCAGCCCCGGGUGGUGGAGCGCUUGCUGAAAAUCCCAACCUCCUACUGGACCCAGUAUGUUCCUCAAGAGAACAUGUCCAUGGACAACGGCUCACAAAUGGAUAUGUCCAUCAACAGUGUGAGCAUCUUGGGGCCUGUCAACACACCGGAGCAUCACAUGAUGAGCAAAACGCCCUCUUCUGGCUCGCUGUCCAAGCGCAUGAUGCACACCCUCUCCAGCACCACGAUAUUUGGGACCAAGACUAAGCCUGCCACUGCUACCUCCAACCGGCAGGUCAACUUCUUUUCUUCCCCACAACUCAAGUGAAAGGGUGAAAAAAUGUAUUUAAUAUUCAGUCCUUUAUUCUAUUUCACAUGCAUUUAAUCGCAAUAUACUAUUCUCUAUUUGCAUACUCGUCUGGGAGAAAAAAAACAAUUUUUUUUGACUAUGUUAUUACGGUUUUAUGUUGUUAACAAGCUUCUUUAUAUAUGACGUUUUCUAUGAAAAUAAUGCUUUGUGUGCCUUGCAGUGUUUUUAAAAGCUUUGAUUGCCAACGCUUUAUUGAUCCAGAUGGUUGUAUUUACUCCUCUGUAAUGAGAGAAUAAGCUUUCAAUCAAGUCGUACAAAUGUAGGUUCCGAUGUGUCUUAAAUUACGCAACUGUACCGGAUGCGCUUCUUGUUCCAUGUGGUUGUCAUCACAGAACCAAAGACGUGUUGGUAUUUAAAAAAGAAAUGCAGCUGGAUUAAAUGAAGAAUGAAAUAAGUAUUUCUUGUUCCCCAGUCUGCAUGUCGCUUGUGAUGGAAAUCAGUUGCCAUAUCAUUUUCUUCAAAACUGACUUUUUUUUUUUUUUUUUAAACUUAUGUUUGCUUUUAUAUUUAUGUGACGUGCAUCCUAAAUCCUCUGCACAUCCUCUGCGCAUACAGAUUAUGAAACUAGAUUUUUAAAAUGUUUUUGUCAUGCAAACUAACACUGAAUGGGAACGAUUGCCUUUUGGCACUAGAAUAAUGUGUGUAAAUAUAUAUUUUCCUUCACAAUAUGCCACAAGAGGAUGCUAUUGCACCAUCUUUUAUAUAUACAUGUAUAUCCUCUCUGUAAAGGACGCCUCCUUUCUUUUUCAUUUUUUUUUAAUAUGAAAUUAAGUCUGCUACUGUGAUACCCCUGAUGACCUGUCUACUGUGUGUUAAGUCCCACCAAAGGGCCAUGCCACUCUAUAAAAAAAUGGAAGUGUUAUUCAAAAGACCUGGACCUUUUUAUUUCCAAAUUUUGGUCCCUGAGGUUUGAUUGCUUGAGAUGUUGAAGGUGUUGUAAAGCGACUGGGCCGUUGUAAAAUCAGUACUAAAAAUGCAAAAGAUUUCACGGUAAACCUUAUUUUCACAGUUUCUAAAUGGCGGUUUUCCACACUUGAGCCUCCUCGCUAUGGAGUCUGUCGCCCCUGAGGCCUGUCGGAAUUUGUAGAGGGAGCGUUUCAUUUCACAAAUUCACUGAAUUUAGGAGGAUUACCAAAGCAAAUGCACUACCUUUUAUGAUGGCACACAACCCAAUUUAACUAUUAAUAUCAUCACUGUUAUGUUCUAUUCAAACAGAGGGUUAGAAUUGCCAAUAACGGUAUGACUGAAGGAGUGUUAUAUUUAUCCUGUUGUGUUCUAUGUCUCUGGUGGGAGGACCCUCUUUGCUCAGCCGUUGCCGUUUCCUCCGUCAUGUGGACUCAAUUAAGAUGCAUUCCUGCUUGAACUCAAAGGGAGAUCAGACAACGGGCCACAUGGAGCUCAAAGCACGACAUAACAAAGACCUGCUCUUUUGUCUCAGCGGGUUUCUACACUUUCCAGACGGUCACAUGUAGGUCACAUUAUUUAUUUUACAUUACUUACAUUUCUAUUUGGUAUACUGUUGUUCUUGUUCUAUUUAUAUAUUUAUUUAUUUUCUCGAAUGCACCAAUUGGGAAAGCUUAGUAAAAAUGUGAUUGUACUUGACUCGUGCAAUGACAAUAAAAGGCUUUCUAUUCUAUUCUAUUCUAGGAAGAACCAUGCUUCACUUGUGAAGCAGGGAUUACAAAUGUAGUAACAAAAGUAGGUCUACAACAUAUUGAAUCAAUAAGUGUUACCCCAUUAAAUGUUGUAUAUGGCGUAUCAGUCUUCACAUGGCCCUAAGCGUCAUUAGUGUGGACCAACAUUAGUCUUCAUUUUCCCUGAGUGUAUUGAGUGUUUUGGUUAUUGUUAUUCCCUAUAUGAAAGGGUGGCCAGAUAAUCCAAUACGUCUGUACCGCUGGAUGCUAAUGCAAUUUGGCGCUUUGCUCGACCACUUAUUACAGCCAUCUCCUUCAUCUAUUGGGAUUCAACGUUUUUAUGAAUUGGAGCAUUGAUCAUUUAUGGGCCUUGUGUUUCAAACGUUUAGGCUUUUGCUGCUGUGAAAAGUGGGGAACUCUAGGCCUCCUACAGCCAGAAAAGAGUAAGUAGUCCCAUUCACAACAAUCACACCAAAGCAAGGCAUUGCGCUUCCCAGAUGUGACCCUGGCUGUCAAGAGUUCUUUUCCCCCCAAACGGUAGGCCUAUAUUCUCUUUCAUAUUCCCCGUCACAGCUGUGUGUAGACCUACUUGCACGGCAGCGGGAAAACGGCCAAUCAAAAGACUGACUUUCAAAUCAACAUGAAUAGUUUAUUAGCCUGAGAGAGCGUCCCCUAGCGUGUGGAUUUUGCCCCUCACCGGGGGGAUUAUGUGUUUAUUUAUACUUUACUACUGACGGAGCGCUGUACGUUCAGCAGCCCCAGACAUCAAACAGCUGUGUAGAAGCCGAUAAUGUCUCUGUGUGCCGUGAUGGAGCACCCCCGUGCCUUGGGAAUACCAGGGCCAAAUGAGUAACUCGUCCAAUUAGGAGCUGUUAAAUAAAUUACUGUGUAAACUCGUAAACACACGAUAACGUGAUUUAAAUGUGGCUUUUUUAGGCCGUGGAUUUCAUGCAACUAUAUGUGAAAAAUGAUAUGAGGGAUGUGUUUGGAGGCUGGAUAGGCUUCUACUGGUUAAUAAUUACACUCGGUCCUACUGAACUAGGGCAGAGAGAACAGAUGUUUUUGUUCCCAUUCAAGGUUACCAUUAGUAAAGGGUUCAAAAUUUACAUGAAUAAACUUCAGGCAUUCUCUUGUGGUAGAGGUGCUAAGAAGUUGACCUUGACUCCCAAAUCGGCACAAAAAGCCAAACAUAGAAUAUUACGUCCACCCUGUGAAAAAUGGAGGUAGGCCUACCUUGUUUGGAGAUUGACACAUGCUAUUGAUGGCUGUUGAUGUUUUAAAAUGAUUUCAAAACAAAGCCUAUGAACCUUUUAAAAAAUAACAAAGACCAAUUGAUUAUGUUGCAUAAUCCAGGCACCUCCUCAUAAACCAUUCGACGUAUCGGUUUGGAAACAAGUCAGGUGUGAAACCAUCUAAAAUGAUUUCGUUUUUCCCCCCCUGACACAUUGCCAGUGAAUAAUGUGAUGAAGAACGAUCAAUAUGUCCUUUCAUCUAUGGAAUUAAAUACUUGAGACUGGAUAUCAAA
Molecule: messenger RNA, 5243 nt
Organism: Gadus chalcogrammus (walleye pollock)
Lineage: Eukaryota; Metazoa; Chordata; Actinopteri; Gadiformes; Gadidae
Product: rac GTPase-activating protein 1-like
Exons: 17
Coding region: 150-2042 (630 amino acids)
Biological process (GO): signal transduction
Source: RefSeq, a predicted model, not a curated record